AUGACGUUCAAUUCAAAGAGGAAUCGUACGACGAACAAAAUCACGAAGAAGAACACACCGAGAAGAAGUUCUCGUCGACUCUCGUCAACGUCAUCUUCAUCGAAAAGAAAGAAGAACAUCGUCAAAGCUUCUGUGUCGUCGUCAUCGUUCUCAAAAACCAACCUUCUCGAGGACGUUUUCUCCGAUUCAGAUUCUCGACCGGUAAUAUUAUUCGACGGCGUGUGUAACUUGUGCCACGGAGGAGUGAAUUUCGUUUUGGAUACGGACAACACGCCAGACGGCGCGUUACGGUUCGCAGCCUUGCAAUCGGAACUAGGAAAAACGUUAUUAGAGAAAGCUGGGAAGAGACGGGAUGAUAUCAGCUCGAUAGUGCUGGUCGAAAAAGGCGAAGGACAGAGCAACAACAACAACAACAACAACGAGUUAAAAUUCUAUUUCAAAUCGGAUGCGGUAUUAAGGAUCGGCGCAAAACUCGGGAACUUUUACGGGAUACCGUUAUCUCCGUUUGCGAAAGUUGCGAAUGCGUUUGUGCCGACAUUUAUACGGGAUACAGUGUAUACGGCGGUAGCGAGUAAUAGAUACAAUUUGUUGGGCAAGAAAGACGAAUGCAGAUUCGACGCGGAUGGGAAGUUUGACGAGCGCUUUUUGACGUGA
Molecule: messenger RNA, 654 nt
Organism: Bathycoccus prasinos
Lineage: Eukaryota; Viridiplantae; Chlorophyta; Mamiellophyceae; Mamiellales; Bathycoccaceae
Exons: 1
Coding region: 1-654 (217 amino acids)
Molecular function (GO): protein-disulfide reductase activity
Source: RefSeq, a predicted model, not a curated record